AGCGAAGUUGGCUGCAUGAAAACAUUCACGUAGACUGCAGACGGCGAACAACAGCAGCACCAGGAAGCCGCUCGGUUCUCUGAGCUGCGCGCGGUGAAAAAAAGCUUUUCUGCGACUCGGAUUACUCCGACAAAAAAAUAAUAAUAAACUGCUGACAGCCCUCACGUAUCGCGACAGCAGAACUCGGCGAUGAAGAUCCAGGAGGUUUCGGGAGUGUGUGACAUGAGGAGGGCUCCGAGGAGCCCCGAGGGGGACGGGUUCGAGGAGGACCCCCCCCACAGCCGGACCAGACGGGACCUGACGGACCAGCGAGGCUGGGGAGACUUGUCCUGGCAGAGGGAGGGGGAGGAGCAGGAGGAGGCCCGGGACCCCCCCCAGCCGGGAGGGCUUCUGAUCCGCCAACUGCUGGCGGAGGAGAGCGACCCCCUUGUCUCCCCCCGAUUCUACGCCUUCGGAAAUCUGGACGACACAGAGGUCCCCCCUUCCCCACCAGACUCCUACUCCUUCAUGAGUCGGCAGAGGAGCUGGUCUCUGGGCUCCUCCGAGGACGACAGGAGGGACCUGACCCUGGCCCAAGCCUCCAAGAAGAUCCACAACCUGAAGCGCAAGAUCCGCAAGUUUGAGGAGCGAUUUGAGGAGGAGCACAAAUACCGGCCCUCCCACAGUGACAAAGCUGACAACCCAGAGGUGCUACGAUGGAUGAACGACCUCUCCAAGCUGAUAAAGGACCUGAAAGAGCAGAAGCUGAGAGCGUCUGAGGAGGACCUGACGCCCCUGGUGCGCCAGCGCAGCAACACGCUGCCCAAGAGCUUCGGCUCGCAGCUGGACAGGAAGCCGGCGGAGAAGAGCGCCAAGCCGCCGGUGGAGAGCACGCUGCAGACCCUGCAGGCCAAGCUGCAGGAGAAGAGGCAGGAGGAUGGCCGUCCCGAGGACAUCAAGGAUAUGACCCGAGAGCAGAUUGGGGAAGAGAAGAUGGCGCUCCAGAAGGCUCUGCUGCACUAUGAGGGCAUCCAUGGCAGACCGGUGACUAAGGCUGAGCGGCAGGCCAUGAGGCCGCUGUACGACCGCUACCGGCUGGCGAAGCAGAUCCUCUGCAGAGCCUCCACCAUUCCAGCCAUCGGCUCUCCCUCCAGCAAACGCAGGAGCCCUCUGCUGCAGCCUAUUAUCGAGGGCGUGCCCGCGCUCUUCUUCAGCAACGUCAAGGAAGAGGAGGAGGACGGCUCGGAGGACGAAGGUGAGGUGCGGACGGACCCCCCUGGGACGAGCGGGCCAGAGUACCACAUGCUGGGCUUCCUGGACCAGCUGGAGGAGGACCUGGACGGGUGCCUCUCUCCCGCAGAUGAGCUGUCCCCCUCCAAGCAGAGCAUGGACAUGCAGCUGUCCAACCUGCACUUCGCCAGCAUGCCAGAGCUUGUGGAGCAGCUCCACCAGACGCGAGAGGAGAAGAAGAGGAUCCGCAAGAAACUCAGGGAGUUUGAGGACACGUUUUUCAGGCAAAACGGAAGAAAUGUCCAGAAGGAGGAACGCCCAGCCUUGGCAGAGGAAUACACCGAAUACAAGCACGUCAAAGCCAAGCUCAGGCUCCUCGAGGUUCUCAUCAGCAAAAGAGACUCUUCUAGAGUCUCUAUCUAGAGCACGGGCAGGGCUGCCCCACUGUGUCCCCAACUGCUGAAAAACAGUGCCAGUGUUUCCAUGGCGACAUCUGCAUCAUUCGAACAUCAGGAGGGACUGAGAGCAGAGAGCAGAGGGGCUGAGUGCAGAGGGGCUGAGAGCAGAGGGGCUGAGUGCAGAGGGGCUGAGAGCAGAGAGCAGAGGGGCUGAGAGCA
Anguilla anguilla (European eel) is the source of this 1826-nucleotide messenger RNA. Its product is annotated as protein FAM13A-like. NCBI's taxonomy places the organism in Eukaryota, Metazoa, Chordata, Actinopteri, Anguilliformes, Anguillidae. Bases 190 to 1632 code for a protein of 480 amino acids. The transcript is spliced from 12 exons. The record is from RefSeq and is a predicted model, not a curated record.